Molecule: messenger RNA, 2442 nt
Organism: Closterium sp. Yama58-4
Lineage: Eukaryota; Viridiplantae; Streptophyta; Zygnematophyceae; Desmidiales; Closteriaceae
Source: the annotation of a GenBank genome assembly
AUGGCGGCAAAAGAGACAGAAAAACCUCGACGGCGGCUCUUCAACAGCCCCGCAAAAGGCGGCGCUGAUAGCGGCGUCCGAGGCGCCGCCAGGGGCGCCGCUGACCCUGUCCCCGCCCGCGCCGCGACUUCCGGUGGGUUGAAAGAAACCGUCGAAUUGGGGAAGAAGCGCGGCGCGUGGACGGCGGCGGAGGACGCGGAGCUGUGCGCUUACGUGGCAAAGUACGGCGCGGGGAAUUGGAAGCACGUGACGGCGGCGACGGCGCUGAAACGCGACGCGCAGAGCUGCCGCCUGCGGUGGUCCAGCCAUCUAGACCCUAAGAUCCAGAGCCGCUGGCACAGCCUCGUGAACAAGCAGCGCCGGUGGACCAACGAGGCCUCUGCUCCCUCCCCUGGAGAAGGAAGGUCGCUGAUGGGGGGAAACACUACUACCGCCGGCGCCACAGAUGCUUCCCCUGUUGCUACCUUGCUCGGAGGGGGAAGGUCGUCGGCAGGGGGAAACACUACUGCCGCCACAGAUGCUCCACCUGUCACCGCCCCGCUGGGAAGGUCGGCGGGAAACACUAGCUCCGCUACUGUCACCCCGCCGCCCUCUUCCGCCCAGCCCAUCAGGUCGGCGGGAAACACUAGCUCCGCUACUGUCACCCCGCCGCCCGCUGCCGCCCGGGAGCGGCCGGCGAGGAAAACCGCCGCCACAGAUGCUUUGGCUGUUGUGACAGCGCUUUCCCUGCAGGCCCCUACUCGUUCUUCCAACACACAUGCCACUGCCACUGCUUCUCCAACAAGGUUUAGCAGGGUGGAUGCUCAUCAGUCAACACUAGGAGGGGCAGACAUGCUGGUUCGGUCAAGGCUUGGAGGGGUGAAUGUUGCUGCGACAACACUUAACGAGGCUGACUUGCUGGUUCGGUCAAGGCAGUCCACUCUAGGAGGGGCUGACAUGCUGGUUCGGUCCGACAGCGGCAAUGGUUGGAUAAUGAAGCGCGCUUAUAGCGAGGCUUUUGAGCCCGAGGCUGCUGGUGAAGCUGAAGCUGAUGCUGCUGACGUGGCACAAGAAAUGACGGGAUUGAGACAGGCGGAAACGGCGACAGGGGCGGGGUCGGCGGAACUGACGGCGGAAGGGGCGGGGAUGGCGGAAUCGGCGGAAGCGUCGGGAACGGCAGAAACAGGAAUGGCAGAAACGGCGGCGACCGCGACAGCGGCAGCAGCUCCUUCCUCGGGGGUCACCACGAUAGGUCCAUCAGAGGCGUCGUCAGCCGUCGAUUUCCUGAUGAUGAUCCAGCCGCUAAAGACACUGAAGAGGACGGGGUGGGUGAAGCGGGGAGUGCAGGGGCCAGAGUCGAUAGGCGACCACAUGCACCGCAUGGCUUUGAUGGCAUUUGUGCUUUCUGGGGUGGAGGGGAUUGACAGGGAGAGCUAUAGCAGGCGACAUCACCCCAUCGUGCGGAGUGGGCAAGGAGGAGAAGCAUCGCAUGGAAAGGGAGGCCCUCGAGAAGAUGUGUGCUGCUUUAGGCCCCAACCGCACGGCAGCAGCCGCAAGGAGGAGAAGCACCAAAUGGAGAGGGAGGCUCUCGAGAAGAUGUGUGCCGCGCUGGGCCCCAACCGCAAGGCAGCAGCAGGCACUCCAGAAAUGAGUGCCAACUACGACCGCAUCCUGCCGCCUGGCGCAGAAAUGAGUGCCAACUACGACCGCAUCCUGCCGCCCGGCGCAGAAAUGAGUGCCAACUACGACCGCAUCCUGCCGCCCGGCGCAGAAAUGAGUGCCAACUACGACCGCAUCCUGCCGCCCGGCGCAGAAAUGAGUGCCAACUACGACCGCAUCCUGCCGCCCGGCGCAGAAAUGAGUGCCAACUACGACCGCAUCCUGCCGCCCGGCGCAGAAAUGAGUGCCAACUACGACCGCAUCCUGCCGCCCGGCACAGAAAUGAGUGCCAACUACGACCGCAUCCUGCCGCCCGGCGCAGAAAUGAGUGCCAACUACGACCGCAUCCUGCCGCCCGGCGCAGAAAUGAGUGCCAACUACGACCGCAUCCUGCCGCCCGGCGCAGAAAUGAGUGCCAACUACGACCGCAUCCUGCCGCCCGGCGCAGAAAUGAGUGCCAACUACGACCGCAUCCUGCCGCCCGGCGCAGAAAUGAGUGCCAACUACGACCGCAUCCUGCCGCCCGGCGCAGAAAUGAGUGCCAACUACGACCGCAUCCUGCCGCCCGGCGCCCGCCGCCGUCCGGGCGGCAAACUGCAACUUCCAGAGCGCCUUUUCAGCUUAUUCCUGCACCUUCAGGUGGUUCCGGCGGAAACUAACAAAGACUUUUACCCAAGUAGUAUGCGGCUGAUGGCGUUUGGUUUUCAGGGGUGUUCCGGCGCGGUUACCCUUAUCAUCGACUCACCGACAAACGGACGUGCCUACAGUGCCGUGCUCUUCUGUGGAUGCGACGAGGGUUUAUAA